This is a messenger RNA of Trematomus bernacchii (emerald rockcod), 1209 nucleotides long. It is a transcript of the gene znf706, whose product is annotated as zinc finger protein 706. The record is from RefSeq and is a predicted model, not a curated record. NCBI's taxonomy places the organism in Eukaryota, Metazoa, Chordata, Actinopteri, Perciformes, Nototheniidae. Bases 171 to 401 code for a protein of 76 amino acids. The transcript has 3 exons.
GCACUGGAUCCAUAAAUGUUUUUUUCUUAGCCUCGAAGAGACGCAUUACACCAGUGUCAUUGAACGCAUCAGUAUCCUUUAGCUGUCUGUGAAUUGAGAAAUUCUUACAAAUUGUGUACGCCUUACAAACGACACGUAGGUUACUGUUAUUGUAAAGAGGCUUUCCCAGAAUGGCGCGCGGGCAUCAAAAACUUCAGUCCCAGCAGAAAAAUGCAAAGAAACAGACAGAGAUGAAGAAGGCAAAGGGUCAUGACCAAAAGACAGCCGCCAAGGCAGCGCUAGUGUUCACCUGCCUGGUGUGCCGGACCCAGAUGCCCGACCCAAAAACCUUCAAGCAACACUUUGAGAGCAAGCAUCCGAAAUCCCCUCUGCCCCCCGAGUUAGAGGGAGUGGAGGCAUAAACGGUCACCAUGGAUACCAAACCCAUUCAAUGCCCUGCACCAACUCUGCACUUGUCUCAGUCUGACAGCAAUGGAUGAAUCGAUGUAACCAACUAAAAUAGUUAGCCAUAUCUACGUAGGCUUUAACGGGCCAGGUUGCUUUAACACAAUGCUUCCCCCCCCCCCUCUCCAGUCCUCUUUUCACUUGUGGUUAAAUAACUUGCGGGGCUAAACUUAAAUACCGGUUUUAAUUCCAGGGCCACUGGAGUUCCAGGAACCAUUCAAGUGUCGAAUGAAGAUUUCUCCCUUCCUUCACUAAGUUCCUCAGAACAGUCACUGCCCUGAUGUCUUAUGCACAUAGGAGUAUUUCUAGCUGCUAACUCUUGUACCUCUCUAACUCAAGCUUCAAUUAAAUCAAUUGUUUGAUAAACCUAUAAAGCAAAAAGACAUAUGUUGUAAAGGCAUAAAGUGUCUUCAAACAAAGCAUGGGAUUGGCUUGGGUGGGAAAAUUCAGAUUUUAAAUUUGCUACAAUCAAGACAAUGGCAGAUGUGACCUUGUCUUUUUUUAUUUGUGCUUCAAGCAUUGAAUCAAACUGAGCCUGUGGCGUUUUUUUCUCAUAUCAGUUGUUCAAUAUUGAAUUCUUCCACAGCGCUGUCUGCCGUUUUAAACUGCAAUCUUUCACCUAGCUAAUCAUAAUUUCAUGUUGGGUAAAAAAAAAAAGUGAAAUUUCACAGGCGAGUGUAAGCAACUUGUGUACACUUGGAUACGAAUGAAUGAAUGCUCCAAUGAUGUAUAAUAACAUUUUAUUAAAUUUUACUUUGUUGUAUA